CACCUACUUCCUGUUUUACCUCGGCUACUUUUUGAACUUUACAAUGGUGGCUAAGACAACACUAAAAUAGUCACCUCGUCCCAAACUAACUGUUGCACUCGAAAUGGCGCUUGACAGCGGGAUUUGCGGAAAGAAUAGUGGGAUUGUUUUCAGUUAGGCCGUACAUAACUCCAUUAAGUUUUUAACCGAGAAAGGUAAAAACAAAUUGAGCUUUCCCUUGUCGCGGGACUCGACCGACGGUCACCGUUAUCAUCAUGCCGGAGGCUUCUAAGAUGAAGAAGCCGGACGUAAAGGUGGUCCUGCUGGGAGACAUGAACGUGGGGAAGACGUCGCUUCUCCACAGGUACACGGAAAGAAAGUUUAAAGACACCAUCAGCACCGUUGGGGGAGCGUUUUUCCUAAAACAAUGGGGACCUUACAACAUCUCCAUAUGGGACACGGCUGGUCGAGAACAGUUCCAUGGUUUGGGCUCCAUGUACUGUCGAGGUGCCUCUGCCGUCAUUCUCACCUAUGAUGUCACCAAUUGGCAAAGCUUGGCCGAGCUGGAGGAGCGUUUCCUGUCCCUGACCGACACUGCCAACCAUGACUGCAUUUACGCCCUGGUGGGCAACAAGGCUGACCUCACAGACCUUAAAGCCCAGCUGCCACUGGACUUGAGCGGAGGUUCUAAGGAUCGGACUGAGUGUGAGGGGGACAGGACAGAAUCAGAGGUGCUGUCUGCAUGUCCUACACCUCCAGCCUCUCCUGCGUCUCUCUCUGGGACGGGCCUACACAAACAGGUCCCCCGCGAGGAGGCGAUGGCACUUUAUGAGAGAAUACUGCGGUACAAGGGCCUGGAUGAAAAGAGCAGCCUGCCUGCAGAGAAGAUGUGCUUUGAGACGAGUGCUAAGACGGGCUACAAUGUGGACACUUUGUUUGAGACACUGUUUGAUCUGGUACUGCCUUCGAUUUUGAGGAAGAGAAAUGAGAAUCUAGUGUCUCCUACAGUCGACUUGGAGGAGUACAGGGAGGCCAGUGCCAGGAGGGGUAAAACCUGCUGCUAAGAUCUGAGUUUUUUUUUUUAAAUGACUGUCAUAAAGUCUGUCUAAGCACCAACUACUUACACUGUGAUGGUACUACUUAUUUGCUUAGACUGAGAGUCAAUAGCAAUAAUCGACACUGCUUGGAGUUGAAGAAUCUAGAGACACUUGUUUUGUCAAAAAGAAAACCAAUGAGUAUUGAGGGUUUUUUUUACCUUGUACUUUAAAACUUCCACCCAAAGAUCCGUAACUGCACUUUUAUUGUUGACUUGUGUGUGCUAAGAGCAAGCAUACACAAUUUAACUACUUUUUUUUUUUAAAUUUCACUUAAACCGCACUAAUUGUUUGCUGAGACUGCACAAGUCACUGUUUCUUGUAGUUGAACGAUAGGAUUUUUCCCUAAUCACUAAUUUUUUUUUUGACUUGCUUUGAUACCAAUCUUUGUACAUCAUUGUCACUUUUCUGUGCUUUAAACUGUGAAUAGUAA
Molecule: messenger RNA, 1506 nt
Organism: Cynoglossus semilaevis (tongue sole)
Lineage: Eukaryota; Metazoa; Chordata; Actinopteri; Pleuronectiformes; Cynoglossidae
Gene: rab20
Product: RAB20, member RAS oncogene family
Exons: 2
Coding region: 255-1043 (262 amino acids)
Molecular function (GO): GTP binding; GTPase activity
Source: RefSeq, a predicted model, not a curated record